AUGACUAACUUCAAGGUAUGGGCGAGGUGGCGGCCUCUCAAGUCUGCUGAGUCUCACAAUGGCGAAAUCACACGCACAUCCGACGGGGAUCACACUCGUCAACGGCAUGAGAUCUCGAUCUCGAUCGCCGCCUCCGCCCGAGACAAAGUGCUUUCGAGCCGUGAGCGAUCCUGGAAAAGUGGCCUCUCAUUCGACGGGGUUAUUGAACCUGACGAGAAAAACAACAUUGCAUACAAUCGCUUAGUGGCACCAAUCAUCUCCGAUGUGCUACAAGGGAAGUGCUGCAACUUUUUCGCAUAUGGACAUUCAGGCAGCGGAAAAACUCAUACCAUGAUUGGCUACGACUUCGAAAACAGCGACGAAUUCGGCCUUUGCCUAGCAGCAGCUCAUCGCCUGGCUACUGCGCUCGGUGAAAUCAACGGGGAGAUUACGGUGGCCUCCAAAUUCGGCAUUGGUCUCCGAGUGUACGAAAUGCGCAAGAACAGCGCGUUUGAUCUACUCAACAAUCAAAACGAAUGCUUCGUCCGCGAGGGCGCUGACCGGCGGGUGCACAUCCGAGGCGAAACAGAAAUACUCGAGGAUGGCAAAGUGAGAGUUCGACCAAUCACAACCAGAGCAUGUUGGAGCUUCGAAGAAGUACAAAGACAACUUCGGGAAGCCCUGAAACAACGUGAAACUGCAACAUCGACUAUACACGACCAAAGCUCACGUACGCAUGCGAUUAUCGAAAUGGAAAUCAUCACAUCGGAUCUUCUUCGCGCCCGUGAUAGUGUGGUUGAGCGACAAUCUGAGCUCGUCCCCGUCGGCAAAUACGCCACAGACGUGUAUAUCGAGGAGCAACUCCUUGCAGUAGUUCAGACCGAAGAUGGGAAAUAUGUGCCAAAUCCCGAUUACGAUGUGACCCGGCAGCAACGGGUCCACGACGCGGAGACCAAAAAGGCCGAGUUUGAAACCCGCGUGAAAGAGGCGGAAGAAUACGAAACUGAAGUCUUUGCUUCCAUCGCUCAAUUACACCAAUGUGUUGGCGGAAGGCUUGUCUUCGUGGAUUUGGCCGGUGCCGAAUUCCUUUCUGGUCCAACUACAAGUGGGUCUAUGCUCAAACAGACACCGCAGGAGAAACAACAGGGACGGCAGAUCAACACAGACCUUCUUGCAUUGAAAGAAGUGAUCCGAGCUAGAUCAAAUACUUCUCAAUCGCGCAUUCCAUAUAGGUCCUCGCCAUUGACCAUGGUCCUGCGUCAUCAUUUUGAAGCAUCUGCUGAUUCUCAAUCGUCGAUUAUUGUUACUGUUUCACCAGAAGCAGAUCAAUAUGCCGCCACAAUGAACACACUGAAAUAUGCAGACCUGAUUGGACUAGCAAAUACACGUGGGGGAUGA
Penicillium brevicompactum is the source of this 1377-nucleotide messenger RNA. RefSeq names its product kinesin family protein. NCBI's taxonomy places the organism in Eukaryota, Fungi, Ascomycota, Eurotiomycetes, Eurotiales, Aspergillaceae. Gene Ontology annotation, biological process: microtubule-based movement. Gene Ontology annotation, molecular function: microtubule motor activity; ATP hydrolysis activity; ATP binding. The record is from RefSeq and is a predicted model, not a curated record. The transcript has a single exon. Gene Ontology annotation, cellular component: microtubule; centrosome; kinesin complex. Bases 1 to 1377 code for a protein of 458 amino acids.